Mercurialis annua (annual mercury) is the source of this 1308-nucleotide messenger RNA. RefSeq lists its product as uncharacterized. Gene Ontology annotation, molecular function: nucleic acid binding. NCBI's taxonomy places the organism in Eukaryota, Viridiplantae, Streptophyta, Magnoliopsida, Malpighiales, Euphorbiaceae. Bases 1 to 1308 code for a protein of 435 amino acids. The record is from RefSeq and is a predicted model, not a curated record. The transcript has 10 exons.
AUGGAUGAUUCUUUUCGGCUCUAUGUUGACUACAGACAACUCAAUACGUUGAAGAUUAAGAACAAAUAUCCUCUUCCCCGUAUCGAUGAUAUUUUUGAUCAGUUGCAAAGUGCAGAAUAUGUUGAUAUACCAAACACUGCAUUUCAAACUUUAUAUGGACAUUUUGAGUUUUUGCUAUAUGCUAAGUUUUCCAAGAGUGAGUUUUUGCUUGACAAAGUUUCUUUCCUGGGUCAUCUGGUAUCUAAGGAUUAUAUUCACGUUGAUCUGAAAAAGAUUAAAUUGGCAGCGGCCAAUAUCAGUGACAAAUAUAAGGAGUUAUCUUGGUUUGGAUGGAAUGAUAAGUGCAAGGCUAGUUUUCAAAAGUUGAAGGAGCUUUUGACAACAGUUCAUGUGUUAGCAUUACCUGACAAUACCGAUUGUUUUACGAUUUAUUGUGAUGCGUUAAGAUUGAAACAGUUGAAGAAGCAUGAAGUUAAUAACCCUACGCAUGAUUUGGAGUUGGUAGCACUGGUGUUAGCAUUAAGAUUUGGAGGCAUUAUCAGUAUGGAGCAACUCUAUCAUCCCAAUAAGGAUAAUGUCGUGGCAGAUGCUUUAAGUCGAAAGUCGUCUGGCAUUUCAGGAGAUCUUGUGGCACUGUUGGAAGGAAGUAAUUUAGAUUCUGUUGUGAUUGAUGAUGUGUUGAAACACGGUACAAGAAUGUGUGUUCCUAAUGUCAAGGAUUUAAAACAACAGAUUUUGGAAGAGGCACACAAGUUUAUGUAUAGUGUUCACCCUAUAUCGACUAAGAUGUAUCAUGAUGUUAAGAGUGUUAAUUGGUGGAGCGGAAUGAAGAAGGAUUUAGAACAUCAGAGACCAUUGGGUUAUUUACAACCACUUCCUAUUGUUGAGUGGAAAUGGGUGAGGAUUGCAACGGAUUUUGUUGUUGGGUUUCUGCAUACUCAACAACAUUUUGACUUCAUUUGGGGAAUUAUUGAUCGGAUGACUAAGUCGGCUCAUUUCAUCCCGAUUAAAAUUUCGUAUAAGGCAGCUAAUUUUGCAAGGUUGUAUAUUGAUAGAAUUGCAUUACAAGAAGCAUUAGGAACGUGUGUGAAUUUCCGUAUUGCUUUUCAUCCUCAGACGGAUGGCCAGUGUGAAAGGAUGAUCCAGACUUUAGAAGAUGUGUGUUAUCAAUUUGGCGGUAGUUGGGAUAUCUAUUUGUCAUUAAUCGAGUUUUCAUAUAAGAACAAUUAUCAUUCGAGUAUUGAGAUGGCAUCGUAUGAAGCUUUGUAUAGAAGCAAGUACCGAUCUCCAUUUUUUGGGAGAAAGUGA